Molecule: messenger RNA, 1255 nt
Organism: Gallus gallus (chicken)
Lineage: Eukaryota; Metazoa; Chordata; Aves; Galliformes; Phasianidae
Gene: LYG3
Product: lysozyme g2
Exons: 6
Coding region: 40-675 (211 amino acids)
Biological process (GO): peptidoglycan catabolic process; defense response to Gram-positive bacterium
Cellular component (GO): extracellular region
Molecular function (GO): lysozyme activity
Source: RefSeq, a predicted model, not a curated record
GUGGCAGAAGCUGGGCAGAAGACAGGUAGAUUGCUUUGCAUGCUCGGGAAGAACGACCCCAUGUGCCUGGUGCUCGUGCUGCUGGGCCUCACCGCCCUCCUGGGUAUCUGCCAGGGCGGCACGGGUUGCUACGGCAGUGUAAGCAGAAUCGAUACCACAGGGGCUUCAUGCAGAACUGCAAAACCAGAGGGCUUAAGCUACUGUGGAGUUCGAGCUUCAAGAACGAUUGCUGAGCGGGACCUAGGAAGUAUGAAUAAAUACAAAGUACUCAUUAAGAGAGUUGGCGAAGCAUUAUGUAUUGAGCCUGCUGUGAUUGCUGGCAUCAUCUCUCGGGAAUCUCACGCUGGCAAAAUACUGAAGAAUGGCUGGGGUGACCGUGGAAAUGGAUUUGGUUUAAUGCAGGUUGACAAAAGAUACCAUAAAAUUGAGGGAACGUGGAAUGGAGAAGCCCAUAUCAGGCAGGGCACGAGAAUACUUAUUGACAUGGUAAAGAAAAUACAGAGAAAAUUCCCACGCUGGACAAGGGAUCAACAGCUAAAAGGUGGGAUUUCUGCCUACAAUGCUGGUGUUGGGAAUGUCCGAAGCUAUGAGAGAAUGGACAUCGGCACUCUCCAUGAUGACUACAGCAAUGAUGUGGUUGCUCGAGCCCAGUAUUUCAAGCAGCAUGGAUACUAGGCUGGGGCAUCUGUACCAAGUAACUUACCUACCAUCAACUGAACAGCCACCAAAACACAAGAGAAGUUACAUACCACAAAUCCACACAGAUGCAAAUGUAUGCGAAUGAUUUACAGGAACAAACAUUUGCAGGCUAAAACUCACAUUUUUAAAAACAAUAUUCAGUAAGACCCUGGUCAUGUAGUUUCUUUAAAAGCAACAGGGUUUGGAUUUUACAAAGGGAAUAUUAACAGAAUCUUUGUAAAAUUUUGUGCUAUCUAUACAUUUCUCUGAGUUAUGAGGGCUAUAUUAUAUUGCUGUUGAUAAUUUGCUGCCUUCCAGAACUCGAAGUGCAUUUCUGCCCAGUCCUAUCAUACUAUUAAGAAAUUAAAAGGCAAAAUACUUCCUUGGUAUUAGCUUAUUGAUUCAUUCUUUUUUUCAAAGGUGCCUGUUACUUACUUGAUGUAGUUAUGUAGUCACUUUUUUUGAACUCCAACUUUUCACACAGAUACGUAGACCACAGUUGGAUUUUUCUGUCAAUUUUCAGUCAUAUAGAAAUAAGCAAACAAAAAAUUAAUAAACAUGUUAUUAGCAAAUGAAA